Fukomys damarensis (Damara mole-rat) is the source of this 5809-nucleotide messenger RNA. RefSeq names its product PHD finger protein 8 (gene Phf8). Gene Ontology annotation, molecular function: histone demethylase activity; transcription coregulator activity. The coding region runs from base 258 to 3332 and encodes 1024 amino acids. Gene Ontology annotation, biological process: regulation of transcription by RNA polymerase II; protein demethylation. The record is from RefSeq and is a predicted model, not a curated record. The transcript has 22 exons. NCBI's taxonomy places the organism in Eukaryota, Metazoa, Chordata, Mammalia, Rodentia, Bathyergidae.
AGCGAACCCGGCCGCCGGCGUGUCGCCGGGACCGACGUCCGUGGGUCUGAGCAGACCCUGCACACCUGGGCAUGAGGAGGUCCCUGUAGGAUUUGGGACCGAGGACAUUCUUGUCAGGCUUGAGGCGUAAAGAGGUUCCUGUCAGGUGGAGAAGUAAAGAGAUCCUGCCAUCGUCCAGAGAGGACGCGUGCUGCUGUCUCGUUCCUCUUGACACCACGAUCCUGGCCCGCCGCAGAACGCUCCAAGGCCCGGUGAAGAUGGCCUCGGUGCCUGUGUAUUGCCUCUGCCGGCUGCCUUACGAUGUGACCCGCUUCAUGAUCGAGUGUGACAUGUGCCAGGACUGGUUUCAUGGCAGUUGUGUUGGUGUUGAAGAGGAGAAGGCUGCUGAAAUUGACCUCUACCACUGCCCCAACUGUGAGGUCUUACAUGGGCCCUCUAUUAUGAAAAAACGGCGUGGAUCUUCUAAAGGGCAUGAUGCACACAAAGGGAAGCCUGUGAAGACUGGGACCCCUAUGUUCAUUCGAGAGCUGAGGAGUAGGACUUUUGACAGCUCAGAUGAAGUGAUUCUGAAGCCCACUGGAAGUCAGCUGACUGUGGAGUUUCUGGAAGAGAAUAGCUUCAGUGUGCCCAUCUUGGUCUUGAAGAAGGAUGGCUUGGGAAUGACAUUGCCCUCACCAUCAUUCACUGUGAGGGAUGUGGAACACUAUGUUGGUUCUGACAAAGAAAUUGAUGUGAUUGAUGUGGCCCGCCAGGCCGACUGCAAAAUGAAGCUUGGUGACUUUGUGAAAUAUUACUACAGUGGAAAGAGAGAGAAAGUCCUCAAUGUCAUAAGUUUGGAAUUCUCUGAUACCAGGCUUUCUAACCUCGUGGAGACACCUAAGAUUGUUCGCAAGUUGUCAUGGGUCGAGAACUUGUGGCCAGAGGAGAGUGUGUUUGAAAGACCCAAUGUGCAGAAGUACUGCCUCAUGAGUGUACGGGAUAGCUACACAGACUUUCACAUUGACUUUGGUGGCACCUCAGUGUGGUACCAUGUGCUCAAGGGUGAGAAGAUCUUCUACCUGAUUCGCCCAACAAAUGCUAAUUUGACUCUCUUUGAGUGCUGGAGCAGCUCCUCUAAUCAGAAUGAAAUGUUCUUUGGGGACCAGGUGGACAAGUGCUACAAGUGUUCCGUGAAGCAAGGACAGACACUUUUCAUUCCUACAGGAUGGAUUCAUGCUGUGCUGACCCCUGUGGACUGCCUUGCCUUUGGAGGGAACUUCUUACACAGCCUUAACAUUGAAAUGCAGCUCAAAGCCUAUGAGAUUGAGAAGCGGCUGAGUACAGCAGACCUCUUCAAGUUCCCCAACUUUGAGACCAUCUGUUGGUACGUGGGAAAACACAUUCUGGACAUCUUUAGAGGUUUGCGAGAGAACAGGAGACACCCUGCGUCCUACCUGGUCCAUGGUGGCAAAGCCCUGAAUUUGGCCUUUAAAGCCUGGACAAAGAAAGAAGCUCUGGCAGACCACGAAGAUGAGAUCCCGGAGACAGUACGGACUGUGCAACUCAUUAAAGAUCUGGCUAGGGAGAUCCGCCUGGUUGAAGACAUCUUCCAACAGAACGUUGGGAAGACGAGCAAUAUCUUUGGGCUGCAGAGGAUCUUCCCAGCUGGCUCCAUUCCCUUAACCAGGCCAGCCCAUUCCACUUCAGUAUCCAUGUCCAGGCUGUCACUGCCCUCCAAAAGUGGUUCAAAGAAGAAAGGCCUGAAGCCCAAGGAACUCUUCAAGAAAGCAGAGCGAAAGGGCAAGGAGAGUUCAGCCUUGGGGCCUGCUGGCCAGUUGAGCUAUAAUCUCAUGGACCCAUACAAUCAUCAGGCACUGAAGACAGGCUGUUCCCAGAAAGCAAAGUUCAACAUGACUGGUUCCUGCUUGAAUGACUCAGAUGAUGACUCACCAGACAUGGACCUUGAUGGCAAUGAGAGCCCACUGGCCCUCUUGAUGGCUAAUGGCAGUACAAAGAGGAUGAAGAGCUUAUCCAAAUCUCGGAGGGCCAAAAUGGCAAAGAAGGCAGAGAAGGCAAGGCUGGUGGCAGAACAAGUGAUGGAAGAUGAAUUUGACCUGGAUUCCGAUGAUGAGCUGCAGAUUGAUGAGAGAUUGGGAAAGGAGAAAGCAGCCUUGAUAUUAAGACCAAAAUUUUCCCGGAAGUUGCCCCGUGCAAAACCUUGCUCUGAUCCUAACCGAGUUCGUGAACCAGGAGAAGUUGAGUUUGAUAUUGAGGAAGACUAUACAACAGAUGAAGACAUGGUGGAAGGGGUUGAAGGCAAGCUUGGGAAUGGGAGUGGAGCUGGUGGAAUUCUUGAUCUACUCAAGGCCAGCAGGCAGGUGGGGGGACCUGACUAUGCUGCUCUCAGCGAGGCCCCAGCCUCCCCCAGCACUCAGGAGGCCAUCCAGGGCAUGCUGUGUAUGGCCAACCUGCAGUCCUCAUCGUCUUCUCCGGCUACCUCCAGCCUGCAGGCCUGGUGGACCGGGGGGCAGGACCGAAGCAGUGGGAGCUCCAGCAGUGGGCUGGGCACAGUGUCUAGCAGUCCUGCUUCCCAGCGCACCCCAGGGAAGCGGCCCAUCAAGCGGCCAGCAUACUGGAGAACCGAAAGCGAGGAGGAGGAGGAGAAUGCCAGUCUGGAUGAACAGGACAGCUUGGGAGCAUGCUUCAAGGACGCAGAGUAUAUCUACCCUUCCCUGGAGUCUGAUGAUGAUGAUCCUGCUUUGAAAUCUCGACCUAAGAAAAAGAAGAAUUCAGAUGAUGCUCCAUGGAGUCCUAAAGCCCGUGUGACUCCAACUCUACCCAAGCAAGACCGUCCUGUGCGUGAGGGGACCCGAGUGGCCUCCAUUGAAACAGGCUUGGCUGCAGCAGCUGCCAAGCUGGCCCAGCAGGAGCUGCAGAAGGCCCAAAAGAAAAAAUACAUCAAGAAGAAGCCUUUGCUGAAGGAGGUAGAACAGCCUCGCCCUCAAGACUCCCAUCUCAGUGUGACAGUUCCGGCCCCGGGAGUGGCUGCUACGCUCCACCCUCCCACUUCCUCCUCACCUUUGCCUCCUCCUGAGCCUAAACAAGACACUCUGUCAGGAAGUCUUGCUGACCAUGAGUAUACUGCUCGACCUAAUACCUUUGGAAUGGCCCAAGCAAACCGCAGCACCACACCCAUGGCUCCUGGUGUCUUUUUGACCCAGAGGCGCCCUUCUGUUGGCUCUCAGAGUAAUCAGACAGGACAAGGAAAGCGUCCCAAAAAGGGCCUGGCCACAGCGAAGCAGAGACUUGGCCGUAUCCUGAAAAUCCACAGAAAUGGCAAACUACUUUUGUGAGCUGAGCCCCCGUGUGUUCCAGCUCUCACCCUUCACCCCCAUUGCCUUCUCCAUUGUCAACUCUCGGGGCACUCCUGGAUCCUGUCUGCCCCAGACAAGGUGCUGAGGCGCAUUGUCCUGCUUUCUUGGGACUGACCAAAGGCACGGGCUCCUCCACCGACUUCCUCAAUUCCUUUUCCCACACCUGCUAUGAGCAUCCUCCCUUCCUUUUCCCUACCCAAGUAGCAUGUAAAUGGGAGCAGUUUCCAACUUAUAACAGCUCAUUUUUUUUUUUGUUCCUCUAAUCCAUUUUUCUCUUCCCUGCCUUGUCUGUCCUUUACUGUCCACCACCCCACCACCCCAAAGGCAGGAUGAGGAAAGGCAAGAAGAUAGUAUGGGCUUCUCAUUUCUCUGGCCAUGAAGUGUGAGGUCCAGUGCUCAAUACUUUCUACAACUCCAGCCCUGUCUCUAGAAGCCUGCCCACUUCCACCUAUUCUUCCCUCCCCUUCUACCUCCAGUCCAGUGGAUAUGCCCCACCUCGAGAUUUGUUCCUGGAAGAAGGCUAUGGUCUCUGCCCCCUCUUGCCAAAUAAUAGUUCAUGGAAAAAGAGAGGGCCUGGAGUUUCCUUUCUUCCCCACCGUGGGCCAUUUCUGGAGGUGGCUUAGAAAGGCUGACUUCAUUUAUCCUUGGAAAGAAAGAAGAUUCCUGCCACUUUUUGAGGUGAGGAGAGGAUAGAUAUCCAUUCCUUUAACUAUAACUUUUUUUUUAGCCCAUUGGAGGAAGCUACUUUUGGCUGGCUACACAUGAAGCCCCUGUCCCAGAGUGAACUCCAGGGAUUUGCCUGGAUUUUGAGGUCCUGCAUAGCAUUAUCUAUGUGGCUGUUACUGGCAUCCAGCAGGUGAAAAAUUAUUUCCUAAAAACCUGAAGUCAUGUGCCACUGAAAUCACCCUGGCUCCGCAGCCUGCUUCCUUUAUCUGUACCAUGGAACAGAGAUUGGACCUUUUGGAGAGUGUGUGGUAGAACGGCCUACUCCCUAGGUCCUCCUGUCAAGAAACCUCCAUGCUUCUUUCCUCAACUGAGGUCUGGGUCUGAAGAAGACCUCAGGAUUCACAUCUUUAGUCCUGGGCCUUUGUAUUCCAGACUCCAGAUCGUUGUUCAGGUAGAAUGCAGAUGACCAUGCACGAGCCCAAGCCUAGAAGAGAUGCCAUUUAUGAAGGAGCAGACCAACUGAUUCACCCUACUCCUCUUUCCUUUGUAGGUUAUCUCCAUUGUCCAGACAGUGCCCCCCUCCUCCCUCUUGUCUUGCCUCACUGGCAAUCUGGGCUUGUGGAGAACGUGUCCCACCCCAACUCAUUUUGGCACUGCCAAAAUGGCAUGCAUCAUUGUUCUCUAUCCUCUUCUCCAACCUCACCCCAGCUUGCCUAGUGCUUCUGGGUAAAUUUUACAGCAACCAUCCAAACCACAGGGAAUUUAUGAGACUUCUUUGACUUCUUUGUGUCUGUGGUUUAUCUUUCUCCAUAGUCCCACCUCUACUGUCUUUCCUUGGAAUCAGGAGUCCCUUAGACCAUUUUUUUUUUUACCUUGGGGACCCCAGGUGCCAAGCAGUCCACCAUCUAGUCACACCAAAGGCAAAUAGCCUUGCUACCUCCCCCGCUAGUAUAUGAGGUCCCUACUUUCCUUCCCUCCAGUUCUACCCUGCUUUGCUUAUCUUGGGGAUUUCAAGGCAGCAGAGGGUAGUGAGGGAAGGGCAGGAGAAGCCUCUGUUCCUCUGUAGGCAACUGCCUCACUAGACACUGACUGCUGUCACGAAGACCAGGUCCUCAGCCCUUUUGCCCAUUAACAACCCCUCUUGAUCUUUCAAAGGCAGCUAAUUGCUAACAGAAACACCUGAUUCUGGGCCUCUUUUCCCCUCUGUUUCUCUGUUAGAAGUUUCUGUGGAGAUGAAACCCAGCCUCUUGUUUGCCUGGGUUCAUUUAGUUUAGUUAGGUUCUUGGAACCUCCUGUUUGUUGUUUUUGUUCACGUUUCCAAUGAAAAGCAAGUUUACCCUCAGCAUUAUGCUUUUCCAAAGAGGCUAGUGUGUUUGUUUCUGUUUUGAUUUUUAAAUGUUUCAGGUUCUAAGUGAAGUGAGUUGGGGAGGGGUUUGAAAUGAUAGUAACCAAGGUUUAGAACAUGUUGAGUUAGUUACCUCUGAUCUUCAGUCUCCAGCAGAGAGCUGGGAGAAGGAUAGGGGGCAGGGAGAAAGGAUUUCUAUUCACCCUUAAUAUAUUUUUACAAGAAAGCAAACAAUUUAAAAACAAACCCACCGCUUCUGUACAUGUCUAAAUAUAUUUUUAGAAGUGGGUAGGAUUGUGACUUUCUGAUGCAGGGCCUUUUUAUAAAUAGGUUAGAGUAGCAUCAUCCAGACUUCUCUGUUGUUUUUUUCCCCCGUUUUUUUUCUUGUGUUACUAAUGUAAUUUAUAUUUUUUUUAGAUUCUCCCUUUCCUAUAGAGAUAAAAGU